AUGGCAACCGACUUAUUCACGCUCAAAGGCAAGACCGCCGUCAUCACCGGCGCAGCACGCGGCCUAGGUCUCACAUUUGCCACCGCACUGGCGAGCGCAAACUGUAACCUCGCCGUGCUAGACAUCCUCCAAGAGCCUUCCCCCAGUCUUCUCGCUUUGCGAGACCACCAUAACAUCAAAUUGGAGUAUUACCGCACGGACAUCACCUCGCGUUCCGAGAUCACUGCCGCAAUUGAGAAGAUCGAAGCGCAGUUUGGACGAAUCGAUAUCAAUGUCAAUGCCGCGGGCGUGGUCACGGACGAGCCCUUCCUCAAGACGACCGAUAAGAAUAUCGAGCGCACGUUCGCCGUCAACUUUACCGGUUCCUUCCUCGUGGCUCAGGCUUGUGCAAACAGCAUGGUCGCUCGGUACAAAUCCACCCACGGCCACGAGUUAGCAACGCAGUCUACUACUGGCACGAUCAUCUUUAUCGCCAGUAUCGCGACGCACAUUGUCUCCAGCGCGCAGCAGAUCAGUUGCUAUACAGCAUCCAAAGCGGCUGUGAAGGGACUGGUGAAACCCAUGGCCAUGGAACUUGCGCCGUAUGGAAUUCGAGUCAAUUCCUUGAGUCCAGGGUAUAUGAUGACGGAUAUGAUGCGAGGAUUGCAAGAACAGCAACCUCAGCUGGUGGACCAGUUUGAGAAGGAAACUUUGUUUGGGCGGAUUGGGAUGCCGGACGAAUUGAAGGGUGCUAUCUUGUACUUGUGCUGUGAUGGCGCAAGUGGGUGGUAUACAGGGCAUUUGUUGGUUGAUGGUGGGGCGAGUACUUGGAAGCAUCCAGCUGUUUUAGCAUCAAACUAA
Messenger RNA from Penicillium daleae, 840 nucleotides. RefSeq names its product SDR family NAD(P)-dependent oxidoreductase. Lineage: Eukaryota; Fungi; Ascomycota; Eurotiomycetes; Eurotiales; Aspergillaceae. The transcript has 2 exons. Gene Ontology annotation, cellular component: intracellular anatomical structure. Gene Ontology annotation, molecular function: oxidoreductase activity, acting on NAD(P)H, oxygen as acceptor. The record is from RefSeq and is a predicted model, not a curated record. The coding region runs from base 1 to 840 and encodes 279 amino acids.